AUGGCCCCCAAGAUGGGCUCUGUCGAGGUCGGUCCUCCCGCCCAGCCAGGCGAGGGCCGCGCCCGCCGCUCGUUCGUCUGCCCCGACGAGCUCGUCACCUCGCCCGCCCCUGGCAAGGUCUCGGUCCUCGCCCACAUCCUCGACCACGCCGCGCGCGAGUUUGCCGACGUGCAGGCCCUCGGCUGGAGGGACACGGUCGACGUCAUCAAGGAGGACAAGGACGUCAAGAAGAUUGUCGGCGGCAAGGAGGUGACCGAGAAGAAGACGUGGUCCUACUUCCACCUGAGCGACUACCAGUGGUGGACCUACGCCCAGUUCAAGGACACGGUCGACCACGUCGGCGGCGCGCUCCGCCAUGUCGGGUGCGAGCCCAACUCGGUCUUCAACAUCUACAGCGCGACGAGCCGUCACUGGCAGGUCAUGGCCAACGCCUGCGCGCAGCAGGGCAUCACGUUCGCGACCGCGUACGACUCGCUCGGCGAGCAGGGCCUGCAGCACUCGAUCAACGAGCCCGACGCGUACGGCAUCUUCACCAACGCCAACCUCCUCCACACGCUCGCCAGCGUCGUCGCCAACACGCCGUCGCUCCGCGUCGUCGUGUACGACGGCCGUGCCGAGGACGUGCCCGAGGGCGCGCUCGACGCGCUCAAGUCGUCGCGCUCCAAGGACGGCGACCACGCGCUCGAGGUGUACACCUUUGACGAGUUUGUCGCCCUCGGCAAGGCGCACCCGAGCGAGCCGCACCUGCCCGGCCCGGAGGACAUUGCGUGCCUCAUGUACACGAGCGGCUCGACCGGUCCGCCCAAGGGCGUCCAGAUCUCGAACGCCAACAUCAUCGCCUGCAUCGGCGCCGUCCAGAAGCUCAUCGGCCACAUCGUCUGCAAGGGCGAGACGUACAUCGCCUACCUUCCGCUCGCGCACAUCAUGGAGUUUGCGGUGGAGAUGUGCUUCAUGUUCGUCGGCGCGCGCAUGGGCUACGGCAACGUCAAGACCCUGACGGACGCGUCGGUGCGCAACUGCCUCGGCGACAUCCGCACGCUCCAGCCGACCAUCAUGGUCGGCGUCCCGGCCGUGUGGGAGACGAUCCGCAAGGGCAUCGUGUCCAAGUGCGCGCGAGCGGCGCCCUCAAGUCCAAAGUGUUCGACCUCGGCGUCGCCGCCAAGCGGUUCGGCGGUCGCGGCAGCUUCCUCGGCAACCUGGCCGACAGGUCGUGUUCGAGGCCGUCAAGCAGGGACGGCGCAAGCUCAAGUACGCCAUGAGCGGCGGCGCGCCAUCAGCAAGGAGACGCAGGAGUUCUUCAGCAUCGCCCUCGUCCUCAUCAUCCAGGGCUACGGCAUGACCGAGUCGACGGCCAUGUGCUGCAUCCUCCCGCCCGAGAUGCACCAGUACCAGACGGUCGGCGUCCCUGUCCCGUCGUGCGAGGUCAAGCUCGUCGAUGUCGAGGAGGCGGGCUACAAGUCGAGCAACCCGACGCCCGAGGGCGAGAUCUGGAUUCGCGGACCGAGCGUCACCAAGGGCUACUACAAGCAGGACAAGCUCACCAAGGAGGCGUGGACGGAUGACGGGUGGUUCAUGACGGGCGACGUCGGUCGCUGGAACAAGGAUGGCACGCUCUCGGUCAUCGACCGCAAGAAGAACCUCGUCAAGCUGUCGGGCGGCGAGUACAUCGCGCUCGAGCGCCUCGAGUCGCUGUACGGCUCGUGCGAGUACGCCGCGCGCAUCAUGGUUUACGCCGACAGCAACGCGAGCAAGCCCAUGGCUGUCAUCUUCCCGCACGAGGCCAACCUCAAGCAGCUCGCGUCCUCGCUCGGCGUCACGGGCGACAUCGGCACGCUCGUCCACGACCACAAGAUCCAGGACGCCGUCCUCAAGAGCCUCAACGCCGUCGGCAAGAAGGCCGGCCUCAAGCCCCUCGAGCAGCUCGCCAGCGUCGUCCUCGACGACGAAGAGUGGACGCCGCAGAACGGCCUCCUCACCGCCGCCACCAAGCUCAAUCGCAAGCAGAUCGUCCAGAAGAACAAGCAGGCCAUCGACGCCGUCUACCCCUGAUCGACCUCCCCUCCCUCCUCUUCUGUGCCAUAGCUCUCGCCCCCUCCCCACUCUGUCUCUCUUGCCUACGCCCCGCCUCGAGUGCCGUCGUCGUCUCGACCGAUUUCGUCCCUCUCCCGUCGCUUCUCCCCACCGUAAUCUUCUUUCCGCACUUGCCCCUCUACCUCCUCCGAGUGUAACGAGCUCUAGCUGUUUUGCUUUGUC
Molecule: messenger RNA, 2253 nt
Organism: Rhodotorula graminis WP1
Lineage: Eukaryota; Fungi; Basidiomycota; Microbotryomycetes; Sporidiobolales; Sporidiobolaceae
Exons: 13
Coding region: 1-2049 (682 amino acids)
Biological process (GO): long-chain fatty acid metabolic process; long-chain fatty-acyl-CoA metabolic process
Cellular component (GO): plasma membrane; endoplasmic reticulum; lipid droplet
Molecular function (GO): long-chain fatty acid-CoA ligase activity
Source: RefSeq, a predicted model, not a curated record